AUGAAGCAUACCACUAUUGCUUCAGUAUUUCUUGGAAUUUUGGCUUGCUGGAGUGUACUCUCGGUUAUUGCUGAAGACCGAUAUCAGUUUUUCACGUGGGAAAUUACUCAGGGAACAAUUUCUCCUCUUGGUGUUCCUCAACAGGGCAUUCUUAUCAAUGGCCAAUUUCCAGGACCUACAAUUGAAGCCAUCACUAAUGACAAUAUCGUUGUGAAUGUCGUUAACAAGCUAGACGAAAAAUUCCUCAUCACAUGGAAUGGUAUAAAUUUGAGAAGGAUGUCAUGGCAAGAUGGAGUUUUAGGAACUAACUGCCCAAUCCCUCCUAACACCAACUGGACAUACCAAUUUCAAGUAAAAGAUCAAAUUGGAACCUACACAUAUUUCCCAUCAACCAAAAUCCAUAAAGCUGCUGGUGGUUUUGGAGGAUUCAACAUUGCCCAAAGAAUUGUGAUACCCAUCCCUUAUCCUGCCCCUGAUGGAGAAUUCACCCUGCUUAUUGGUGAUUGGUACAAGACCAACCACAAGGUACUAAGGAGACUAUUGGAUGCUGGAAGGAGUCUUCCUUUUCCUGAUGCUCUUCUCAUAAAUGGCCAAAAAGAUGUAGCUGUAUUUACUGGUGAAGCAGGGAAGACAUACAAGUUCAGAGUAUCCAAUGUUGGGUUAGCAACCUCAAUUAACUUCAGGAUUCAGGGUCAUUCAUUGAAGCUCAUUGAAGUUGAAGGUUCCCACACAGUGCAGGAAACGUACGAGUCCCUUGAUGUUCAUGUGGGCCAAUCAAUGACUUUUUUGGUCACGCUUAAUGGGUCAACCAGUGACUAUUACAUUGUUGCAUCUAGCCGUUUCACCAACCCUAUUGUUCUCACUACCACAGCAACUCUUCGCUAUGCUGGCUCCAACAGUAGGGCCUCAGGUCCAUUACCAAUAGGCCCAACUACCGAUUCAGAUUGGUCCAUGAAACAAGCCAGGACCAUAAGAAUGAAUUUAACAGCUAAUGCAGCUCGGCCAAAUCCUCAGGGGUCAUUCCACUAUGGAACCAUCCCUAUUGGAAGGACACUUCAAUUGGCAAAUUCUGAAGCCACAAUAAAUAGAAAGCUAAGAUAUGCAGUGAAUGGAAUUUCCUACAUCAAUCCAAGCACCCCAUUGAAGAUUGCUGAUUGGUUUAACAUUCCCGGUGUCUUUAAUCUUAAUACUAUCAAUGAUGUUCCUCCUCCUCAAGGCACCCUUACCAAAUUGGGCACAUCUGUCCUAGGAUUUACCCUUCAUGACUUUGCAGAAAUAGUCUUCCAGAACAAUGAAAACACUGUGCAGUCCUGGCAUAUGGAUGGAUCUUUCUUCUUUGUUGUUGGAUAUGGAAAUGGCAUUUGGACACCUGAUUCGAGAAAGACUUAUAACUUGGUUGAUGGAAUUUCAAGAUACACUAUUCAGGUGUAUCCAAACUCUUGGAGUGCCAUAUUGGUGUCUUUGGACAAUAAGGGUAUGUGGAACUUGAGGUCUGCAAUCUGGCCAAGACGGUAUUUAGGACAAGAAUUGUAUCUAAGGGUUUGGAACAACGAACAGAGCCUAUACACUGAGACUAGUAUUCCUCCCAAUGCAUUGUUCUGUGGCAAGGCUAAACACUUACACUAG
Gastrolobium bilobum is the source of this 1626-nucleotide messenger RNA. RefSeq names its product L-ascorbate oxidase homolog. NCBI's taxonomy places the organism in Eukaryota, Viridiplantae, Streptophyta, Magnoliopsida, Fabales, Fabaceae. The transcript is spliced from 8 exons. Bases 1 to 1626 code for a protein of 541 amino acids. Gene Ontology annotation, molecular function: oxidoreductase activity; copper ion binding. The record is from RefSeq and is a predicted model, not a curated record.